GUCUGUUCUCAGAGCGAUGGGUCGCAGUGACUGAGCUGCCACCAUGAUCGGGGGCUUGUUCAUCUAUAAUCACAAGGGGGAAGUGCUCAUCUCCAGGGUCUACAGAGAUGACAUCGGGAGGAAUGCCGUGGAUGCCUUCCGGGUCAAUGUUAUUCACGCACGGCAGCAGGUGCGCAGUCCUGUCACAAACAUCGCUCGCACCAGCUUCUUCCAUGUUAAGAGGUCCAACAUCUGGCUGGCAGCAGUCACCAAGCAGAAUGUGAAUGCUGCCAUGGUCUUCGAGUUCCUCUAUAAGAUGUGUGAUGUCAUGGCUGCUUACUUUGGCAAGAUCAGUGAGGAAAACAUCAAGAACAACUUUGUGCUCAUAUACGAGUUGCUGGAUGAGAUUCUGGACUUUGGCUACCCACAGAACUCAGAGACAGGUGCACUGAAAACCUUCAUCACCCAGCAGGGCAUCAAGAGUCAGACAAAAGAGGAGCAGUCCCAGAUCACCAGCCAGGUGACCGGGCAGAUUGGCUGGCGGCGGGAAGGCAUCAAGUAUCGCCGAAAUGAACUCUUCCUAGAUGUUCUGGAGAGUGUAAACUUGCUCAUGUCCCCACAGGGGCAGGUGCUGAGCGCCCAUGUGUCGGGCCGGGUGGUGAUGAAGAGUUACCUGAGUGGCAUGCCUGAGUGCAAGUUUGGAAUGAAUGACAAGAUUGUCAUCGAGAAGCAAGGCAAAGGCACAGCUGAUGAAACAAGCAAGAGCGGGAAGCAGUCCAUAGCCAUUGACGACUGCACCUUCCACCAGUGUGUGCGCCUCAGCAAGUUUGACUCUGAGCGAAGCAUCAGCUUCAUCCCUCCCGACGGAGAGUUUGAACUCAUGAGAUACCGAACUACCAAGGACAUCAUUCUUCCUUUCCGGGUGAUCCCGUUGGUGCGGGAAGUGGGACGCACCAAACUGGAGGUCAAGGUGGUCAUCAAGUCCAACUUCAAGCCCUCACUUCUGGCCCAGAAGAUUGAGGUGAGGAUCCCAACCCCACUGAACACGAGCGGGGUGCAGGUGAUCUGCAUGAAGGGGAAGGCCAAGUACAAGGCCAGCGAGAACGCCAUUGUAUGGAAGAUCAAGCGCAUGGCGGGCAUGAAGGAGUCGCAGAUCAGCGCAGAGAUUGAGCUCCUGCCCACCAACGAUAAGAAGAAAUGGGCACGACCCCCCAUUUCCAUGAAUUUCGAGGUGCCAUUCGCGCCUUCUGGCCUCAAGGUGCGCUACUUGAAGGUCUUCGAGCCGAAGCUGAACUACAGCGACCAUGAUGUCAUCAAAUGGGUGCGAUACAUUGGCCGCAGUGGCAUUUAUGAAACCCGCUGCUAGCUGCAAAGUAGCAGCUGGCCCACCUGCCCACC
Molecule: messenger RNA, 1377 nt
Organism: Acomys russatus (golden spiny mouse)
Lineage: Eukaryota; Metazoa; Chordata; Mammalia; Rodentia; Muridae
Gene: Ap2m1
Product: adaptor related protein complex 2 subunit mu 1
Exons: 10
Coding region: 44-1345 (433 amino acids)
Biological process (GO): intracellular protein transport; clathrin-dependent endocytosis
Cellular component (GO): cytoplasmic vesicle; AP-2 adaptor complex
Molecular function (GO): clathrin-cargo adaptor activity
Source: RefSeq, a predicted model, not a curated record